AGGAACUUAGUUUCUAAAGAUGGAGGCUUUGAAGUGGGUUUCUUCAGUCCCGGAAUCUCCAAGGGCCAUUAUUUGAGAAUUUGGUACAAGAAUAUCCCAAUCAGAACUAUAGUGUGGGUUGCAAAUUGGCACAUUCCAAUCAUGGAAUUAUGUGGUUUGCUAAUGAUAAACAGCACAGGCAAUCUUGUUCCUGCCAGUCAAAACAAGACUAUUCUUUGGUCAUCAAACUCAAACAAAUAAGCUCAAAAUCUAGUCAUACAACUCUUAGAUUCUGGAAAUCUUGGCCUGAGGGAUGACAAAGAUGGCAACUCAGAAAUAUUUUUGUGCUAUCAGCAUGGAAGAGCCCAGAUGAUCCAUCUCCUGGAGACUUUACUUUGAGGCUAGCACUAAAUAAUUACCCUGAACUUAUUGUGCUAAAGAUCAGGAGCAUGACCUUGGAAUGGUCUCAGAUAGAGUGGUGAGGCCAAAUCAAGUUCUAUUACAGUGUUUGAGUUGAACUUUAUCUGAAAUGCGGAGGAGGUAUGCUUCAGUUAUAACAUCAAUGGUCAAUGAUAUCAAGGUUUGUUAUAAACCAAACUAGAAAUUGGAUCCUAUAUUUCUAUCUGCCAAGGGACAUCUGUGACAAGUGACAACUAUGGACAUUGUGGUGUGUAUGGGACUUGUGACAAUACUGAGUUGCCACUUUGUCAAUAUUUGAAAGGAUUCAAGCCUAUAUCACCACAAAACUGAAACUCAAGGGACUGUUCUCAAUGGUGUGUGCAGAAUAAGCCAUUAGAUUGCGAGAAUGGAGAUCAAUUUUUUAAAUUUAGUCAUAUUAAAUUGCUAGAUACAACUUACGCUUGGGUGAACAAAAGCUUGGAUCUCAAGGAAUGCAGAAGUAAAUGCUUGUAGAACUGCUCUUUUAUGGCGUACACACACUUGGAUAGCAGAGAGAAAGGUAGUGGUUGUGCUAUUUGGUUUGGUGAUCUGAUUGAUUUUAAACAGUUUCAUGAUGGUGGGCAGGACCCGUGCAUCCUAAUAUCUGGUUCUGAAUCAGGGAGAGAAAAAAAUCUUGUGGGGAGUGGCAGAAGCAAAAAAGGGCAAAAUGAAGAAAUGGAAGUUCAGUUUUUCAACCUACCUAUAAUAGCUAAAGCCACAAAUUACUUCUCAAUCAACAAGAGGCUAGGGGAAGGCGGCUCCAGGCCUGGGUACAAGGAAACUGCACUUAUAGCCAAUGGACAAGAAAUUGCUGUGAAGAGGCUUUCAAGAAGCUCUGGGCAAGGAUUAAGUAAGUUCGAGAAUGAAGUUGCACUUAUAGCCAAACUUCAACAUUGGAAUCUUGUAAAGCUCUUGGAUGCUGCCUCCAAGGAGAGGAGAAAAUGCUGAUUUAUAAAUACAUCAACAAAAGUUUGGACUUCUUCAUUUUUGGUCAGAUUAAAAACCUAAGAGACUUUGUAGGAGUGGCAUGAAUUUAUCAGAAUUAGUUCAUAAAUGCACAACUUUAGGAAACUGCACUAAUGUGAAUAUCAUCCUUGCCAGGUUAAAUAGGAAGAAAACUAUUAGCCUGGUUGAAGAGUUUUCACAUUAUCUGUGCAAUUUCUAGGGGGCUUCUCUAUCUACACCAAGAUUCCUGAUUAAGGAUCAUUCAUAGAGAUCUCAAAGCCAGUAAUGUUCUAUUUGAUAGAGAGAUGAACCCAAAAUCUCAGACUUUGGCAUGGCUAGAACUUUGGGAGGAGACCAGAAUAUUGAAGGGAGCACAAACUUAGGCAUGGAGAUUGUGGAGACAAGGAAAACCUAUGGAACUGAUUGAUUCAUCUUUCGAAGAGUCAUGCCCCUAUCAGAAGUGCCCAGUGCAUCCAAAUAGGCAUGUCAACAACAUUCUGACUACAGACCUAGCAUGUCAUCCAUGGUUCUAAUGCUGGGUUGUAAGAUUGUGUUGGCUUGACCAAAAGAACCUGGUUUCCUUAUGGAAAAGAAAUAACUAUAAACAGGUUAUUCAUCAAGUAUGAUGGAAUCAUAUUCAACCAAGAACUUAGUUUGACAAUGCUUGGUAGAGGAAUCUUGAACUUUAUGCCUCAUGCUGCAUAUCACAAUGAAAUACUGUUCGUAGAUUCCUCCAUUGUCUUGUAUAGUACACAUAGAAGACAAUGAUACUCCUAUUUGAUUCUUAAGAUCUGUAUUGGCAUGGCUUAAGGUGGAUUCAUCACGACGAAACUUUCAUGUCUGCAUGUUGUUUGUACCUUGAAUUAUUCUCUGAAAGUGAGAAGAAGUUGAAAGACAAACACUGAACCUUCUUUAAAGUCAGGUCUCCCCACAAAGCCUGAAUUUUCUAGAAUGUUGAAUUAAUGUGUGCGUAAGAG
Rubroshorea leprosula is the source of this 2339-nucleotide messenger RNA. The record is from the annotation of a GenBank genome assembly. Lineage: Eukaryota; Viridiplantae; Streptophyta; Magnoliopsida; Malvales; Dipterocarpaceae.